UUUGUUUACUGUCAACAAACAUUCAGAGCUCGCGAUAACAGGUAAACAAUCCCGACUUGUUUCCGUUGGUGUUCACUGUUUCCUCACUCAAACAUUAAAUUAAUUUUCCUCAAAGCGAAUUUAAAUUAUCUCAGGCAAACAAAAAAUGGUUGAAUCUACAAUAAUUAAUGAAGACGUCCUCAAUCCAAUACCCGAAAAAGAUGGUGGUCAAGCUGAAGUUCCGGCAAAUAAUCCGCAAAAUGAUGACCUGGAGAAGAUACCGAAAUCUUCAAAAAGAAAACCUAGGCGAAAGAGAUGGCACUGUGAAAAAUGCAAUAAAUCGUACACUUCCUCAGGCACGUUUAAAUCGCACAAAUAUCGUCACAAGAUGUUGGAAUCUGGUCGGUUCACGUGUCAGCAGUGUGAAAAGCGUUUCGUAAACAUCAGCACGCUGGGCAGUCAUAAGUGCCCGAAAAAUCCCGUGCCUGCAGCUGAAAAAACCUGGGUCUGCAAAGAGUGCAACAAAACGUUCACAAAUGGCUCCGCAUUUUAUAAACACGCCUAUGAUCAUCGAGUUGUGAAGGCAGGCAAAUUCAAGUGUAAAACAUGUGAGAAGUGUUUUAGGGGCAAAAGUGCGCUUGCGAAACACGUCAAAAAUGUGCACCAAAAGGAGAAAAAGACUCGAGCGAAGAAGUUGACAAAGAAGACGAGCAAGCCGGAAGCAGUAAAAAAUCCCGUUUCUGCCGAUGGCAGAUCCUGGGUCUGCAAAGAGUGCGACAAAGUGUUCGGCAAUCCCUACCGGUUUUACCAGCACACCUACUAUCAUCGAAAUGUGAAGGCAGGCAAAUUCAAGUGUGAACCAUGCGAUAAGUGUUUUUUCGACAAAUACGCGCUCAAAAAACAUGAACAAGUUGUGCACAAAAAGAAUAAAAAGCCUCAAGCGAAAAAGUUGAUCAAGGAGUCUUCUAGCGAGUCGGAAUCGGAACAGGUACCCAAAGUGGUGGAAAAGGACGACAAAGGCUUCCUUAUGUGUCCUGACUGCGACAAGCGCUUCGAGUUCCGGUUCCAAUACACCAUCCAUGCUCGGCACCACGUUGCUCUGAAACAAGAAUUGUACAAGUGCACGCCUUGCGAGUUGCUUUUCAAAACAAACGCCGAGCUAAAGAGGCAUGAAAAAGUUCACGAGAAACAAAAGUCCCGGAUAUCAAGUGACCCGUACGGCUUGAUAUGUCCCGAACCAACACUGAAGGAAAUAGAUGGCAUCUACAAGUGUUCCGCAUGUGAGAAAACCUUUGAACAGCGACACCUAGGCUUGCGUCAUCUUUUGAGACAUGGGUUUAUAAAGCGGGAAAGGAUCCAGUGCAAUUUGUGUCCAUUGACGUUCGCUAACAAAAAGUACCUGGAAAAACAUCAAGUGGAGCACGAAGCUCAAAAGGACGUCACGUCAAGUGAAUCAAGCAGCGAGGAGGAAUCAGGUUCGGACGAUUCGUCGAUAGAUGGAGACAGCGAAUUCAAAUGUACCGUUUGUAACAAAACAUUUUGGGAAAAGCGGCUGUUGGAUCGGCAUAUUCGGAGGCACGAAGCGAUCAAGGAGAGCAAAUUUCCGUGCAAGCUGUGCGAUGUGCGUUGCGGAGAUAAACGAGAGCUGAUAAGACACGAGGAGAUGCACGCUAGGAAGCAACAAACGACGAUUGUUUCUACAGAGAAAGUGCCCCCAAUAAUCUUGGAAAGAAACAACCACACCGUUUACAAGUGUCCCGAUUGUGCGAUUAUAUUCACGAAACAGCGAGUCUAUUUCACUCAUGCUCAAGGACACGUUCACGUUAGAAUUGGGACCUUCAAGUGUGAAACGUGCGGCACGUGCUGCCCCACCAGAAGGAGCCUGUUGGCACACAUCGAGAAACAUCGAACGGGAAAGGUUAAAACGCAAACGGAACUGGACAGUCUUUCCUUCGAGUGUCCCGAGUGCGGCAAGAAGUUUGCGCGAAGACAAUUCCUUAUCCAACACGUCCAGCGACAUGACGCUGUGGAAAAAGGCACAUUUCAGUGCAAGGUCUGCGCCAAGUUCUACGGCUCGCGGGUAAUACUGGCCAGACACGAGACGAUCCACGGCGGCAAGGACACGCUGGAAGAGCUAAAGUGUUCCGAGUGUGACUUUAUCUGCGCUUCGCGGCUGUCGCUAGUCUCGCACCUCCAGAGGCACGAGGCCAAACGGAGCGGGGCGUUUGAGUGCAGCGUGUGUGGGAAGAAAAUGGGAUCCAAAUCCGAACUUGUGGUUCAUAAAAGUAAACACACUGAAGAAACAAAGGGCGAUUAAAUUAUCCUAACAUAACUUUCAAGGACUUCUCAUAUAUUUUCUUCUUAAUGCGAGGCAAAUCUAAUAUGUACAGCAAACACAUUUUUAUAUUUUGAAAUAAAUGUUGGAUAAACUGAAA
Culex pipiens pallens (northern house mosquito) is the source of this 2414-nucleotide messenger RNA. RefSeq names its product zinc finger protein 808-like. NCBI's taxonomy places the organism in Eukaryota, Metazoa, Arthropoda, Insecta, Diptera, Culicidae. The transcript is spliced from 9 exons. Bases 146 to 2296 code for a protein of 716 amino acids. Gene Ontology annotation, molecular function: RNA polymerase II transcription regulatory region sequence-specific DNA binding; DNA-binding transcription factor activity, RNA polymerase II-specific. Gene Ontology annotation, cellular component: nucleus. The record is from RefSeq and is a predicted model, not a curated record. Gene Ontology annotation, biological process: regulation of transcription by RNA polymerase II.